GCUAUAACAACAUAUAUGGGUUUGACAUCUGAAGAGACUUUGCAUAAACAAAGUUUUGUUCAAAGGUCACAGAUUAUGACACGUCCCUUGGCUAGUUAUACAGUUACAAAGGCGGAAACUGAACAUAACACUAUUUUAUCCACUGAAGCCUGAAGUGAUUAUUCAGUACAGAUCUCUAUUUAGUGACUAUUAUUGAGUAGCAGUGGUGGAGCUCCGGAUCUCUCCUGAUGGAUUUACACACUGUGUGUUGCAGUCUGCUUCUGCUACUGACAUGUUCAGGUCGAGGCUUUGGCCAACUGUUGGAAUUACCUGAGAGUAUAAAUAGAACAGUUGGGGAGAAUAUAGAGUUUACCCCAAAACAUCUUCCUGAUCCUCCUUACAUCACAGUCAUAUGGAGCGUUAAUGCAACGACCAUUCUUUCUGGACCACCGAAUGGAGUUAAUAUACUGCCACCGUACAAAGACAGACUCAGUUUUAACACCACAUCUUUAGCUCUGGAGCUCAGCAGCCUGACUGAGAGUGAUACUGGUCAAUAUGAACUGAGUGUAGUCACAGGAAAAACUUACACUGCUCACACCUCACUGCUGGUGCUUGUUCCAGUCUCCAACGUUACCAUAGUGCCAAGUCAAACAGAGCUGGUUGAAUUCAGCACUGUGAGUUUUGUCUGUUCUGCGUCCGGCUCCUCUCUUUCAUUUAUUUGGCUGAAUGGCAGCUCUGAGAUAACAGCAGGGGAGCGAGUUCAGCUAAUAGACAACAAAAGCAAACUGACCAUUACCAGUGCGAUAAGAGGUGACACAGGAACGUACGAGUGUGAAGCAUACAACAGUAUCAACAUUAAAAAGAGUCAAUCAAUCCUCAUUGUUUACUAUGGUCCUGAAAAUGUUGCUGCAGCAGCAGAUCCAGAGGAACCCUUCUACAGUUCUGGGUCUAACCUCAAAUUAAACUGCUCAGCUGAGUCCAGGCCUGCUGCUGAGUUUCAGUGGGCUGUGAAUGGAACAGAGCUUGGUGAAAAGGGCCAAGAGCUCAAACUGAACAACAUUCAGAUCAGUCACAGUGGCAAUUACACCUGCAUAGCCCAUAACACACAGACCCUGCAGUACUCUGUGUCUCCACCUGUCAGUGUCACUAUACUAGAUAGUGGGAGUGAAGGAGGAGAUGGAGAUUCACUGUCUGCAGGAGCUAUAGCUGGGAUUGUUAUUGGAGUUUUAUUAGUUGUUGCUGCAAAUGCUGGUUUGAUUUUCUAUUUUGUGAAAGUAAAAGAAAUGCCAAGAACAAACUCCAGAGGAAAUAACCAGAGUGGAGCAACACAUAAUGCAGGUGGACAUGAUUCAAACUAUGAAAAUAUCCUCAGAUUUCAUAAUCCAAACACCGGGGUGAUUGUGGGUGGAUCUGACACUCAGACGCCUCACACACCUCACCCUGUUACAGAUACAUACUAUGAAAAUAUGGUAUCCCAUAAUAAAAACCCUGUGAUGUGUCACACACCUCACCCUGAUGAGGGAGUAAUAUAUGAAAACCCCUGACAUGCAGAAAUCAUGCACUUUUUACUGUAGAUAAUGAGAUGACGCACCGGAUCGAGCAUGUUACCAUUCAACACAGAGGCAGACAGACAGCCCUGAGGAUUAAAGAGGACAAAUGUCACCAGCUGUGGGAAGAGGAAGUAAAGAGAGAAAAAACAUUUAUGAUUCAGAAUUAUUACAUAUCUUUAUAAAUAAUUGUAGCAUGAGUAGAAGUCUGUACAUAUGAUACAUCUGAUAGAUGAAAAUGUAUAAAAACAUGUAUGUGUAGUAAUUUUAUAAGAAAAUAUAUUGCAUUACUUCUUUAUUCAUUCUAAUGUACUUAAGAUUAGUGAAUUUAACUUUUCACCCUAAGUUUAGUCUUAUUCUACUGUUUUUCCUUUAUACUUCAUUUCCCGCAAUCCUCUGUAGACUGCAUCACCGUUUUUCAGUGCACUUCAUUACCCCAGUUCUCAGCCUCAGUCUAUAAAUAGACCUCAUUUACUUUCUUUGUUCUUUUGUAUUGGUGCGUUGUGGGCCUGAAGAUGGGCACUCAACCAUGUGUGUUUGAAUCUUUUCCAUAAGAUGUGUUAUGUGAGUUUUCUAUUGUAUUGUUUACUUGAAUUUAAUGGGUUGUAUACUUGUCAUUAGUAGGUUUAUAGAUGUUAUGUUUGAUGUUGUACGACUUCCAUCUUUAUUAUUAUUUGUGAGCCUGAUCUCUUUGUUGUAUCGUUUGUAGUGACCAGAAAACCAUCUUUACCAUCCUGUGUAUCCUAAACAUUCUGCUUAUCCUGUGAAACCUGUGUACUGUGCAUCCAGUUUUAUGAAUACCCAGAAUAAAUGAGAGCAAAUGGAUUAAGUUGGACUGUGUUUUAACAAGACACACCACCAAGUUCUACCACCAGGUUCCUCUGAACUUUGGAUACUUUUAACAUCUGUUAUUCAACAGUUAUUUAUAGUGUUGUUUGCCUGGUCUUCACAUAGCUUGUGAUUAAGAAAUACCCUUGAAUAUUUUUUUUUACCCUGCCUUCCAUCUUGUUUUUUCCCAUCAUUUAAAGCAGAAAACUGUCACUAACUGUUUUAUAAUGACAAUUCUUGAUAUAUUCUGUAAAAUCAUUUAUUAGACAUAAUUUACCUGUUUGAAAUUCCCUGUUUUAUCCUGACACUGAUCACUGAAACACAGAACACUCAUUAG
Molecule: messenger RNA, 2691 nt
Organism: Tachysurus fulvidraco (yellow catfish)
Lineage: Eukaryota; Metazoa; Chordata; Actinopteri; Siluriformes; Bagridae
Product: carcinoembryonic antigen-related cell adhesion molecule 5-like
Exons: 12
Coding region: 228-1523 (431 amino acids)
Source: RefSeq, a predicted model, not a curated record